AUCACAUCAUCAUGUUUUAAGUUAGUGAACUGUGGAGACUGUAUGUAAUAUUAACACUAGUUGUUAUUUCUGUUAACCCUUUCAAGCUUUGUUUGAUUUUAGAACAUGUCUGUUCAAGUGAAAAUGGAACAUCCAGAUGAUCUACUAGAAGUUGUUUCAAAGUUCAGUUACAGUGAUGAUGAGAAUCAGGAUAGUUCGUUCUAUAAUGUUAUGAACCUGACAACAGAAACUGAAUUUCAAAGAGAGAUUGAAUCAGGGUUAGAAAAAACGUGUGAUAAAGAGACCAGUGGGAACAUCUGUGAUGGGAGUCAGUUUCCUGGUUAUUUUAUAAAACAAGAAAAUCACUUUACAGAAGACGUAAAAUCCGAAACUAACAAUAUUAGUGGAGAAACAAAGUUAAGUGGAAAUAACCUUAAAGCAUCUAACAAACAUCGGUGUGAUGAUAAACUAUACAGUUGUGGAAAAACAUUUGAUAACAUAACAUAACAAAAGAAGAAGUAUUCUGGAGAGAAACCGCAUCAUUGUGUAGUUUGU
Messenger RNA from Limulus polyphemus (Atlantic horseshoe crab), 534 nucleotides. RefSeq lists its product as uncharacterized. The transcript is spliced from 2 exons. NCBI's taxonomy places the organism in Eukaryota, Metazoa, Arthropoda, Merostomata, Xiphosura, Limulidae. The coding region runs from base 106 to 486 and encodes 126 amino acids. The record is from RefSeq and is a predicted model, not a curated record.